AUGAUUCUCACCACACACAGAAGGGCAAGCCUAGUCGGUCGAUACCCAUCCAAGCUUUGUCUCAUUCUCACCCGCCGUGUCGGCAGCCGACGGGAUUUGUUCCAAAUCGUCAUCGUUGGAGCUUCCCUGAUCGAUAACAUGCCAGGCCCGCCCAAUUUCUUUCUUACGUUUCCUUCCCCUCCUCUCUUCAUCUUCUUCACCUUCACAAAAAUUCCCAGAAAUGAAGGAAAUAAAAAUGAGCAUCAAUCUGAACAUCACCCAACUGCUGCACCACUCUCCUUCCUCCUCCUUUUUCUCAACCUCAACUAUUGCUUUCUUGAGCGACCGCAUGAGAUGAGAGGCAGAUUGGAUGAGGCUUCUCAGAAUCUUCAUUGCAUGUAUCUGGAUGUAAUGCCAUUGGACCAAUCGAAGCACGAAAUUGGAGAACAGGGGUGGGAACUCCGCGUCCAGAACCUGGGUUUUCAGUUCAGAAUAUCAUCAUCGCUGUUCACAAAGGGAGAUCUAAAAAUCAACUAUCUGAGUAGGAGUUAUCGCCGUUCGAUCUCUCCAGCUCGAUUUGAGCUUUGUAAAAAGAGGAAGUUGUGA
Messenger RNA from Linum trigynum, 585 nucleotides. NCBI's taxonomy places the organism in Eukaryota, Viridiplantae, Streptophyta, Magnoliopsida, Malpighiales, Linaceae. The record is from the annotation of a GenBank genome assembly.